AUGAAUCCGACACCCUACCAGCCAGAAACUAACAACCCGAUGCUGUCCGCUAUUAGCCCUGCCCCUGCGGACGGGGCAGUGGACAGCAUCCCCAAACCCACCAACGAACCGGUCUCUACGGAGGCCAGCAAGAACAACAACCAACGCCGGAGCGCCUCGCCAUCGCCGGGACGCCCCGAAAUCAAAACGACCGCCAUCGCCGUCCAAUGGAACCUGCGCGGCCUUGCCGUCAGAUCCAGCGAACUGCAACAACUUCUCGAAGAGCACCAACCAGUGGUAGUUGCUCUCCAGGAGAUAAAAACAAAAAAGAAAAAGGACACCGACAAGCUCAACAGGGAACGAUACGACUGGCGUUUCUGCUUUAAGCCCAGCGACGGGUACUCGAGCGGAGCCGCACUCGGUAUCGACAAGACAGUGCCGCACAGUUUCCUCGACGUACGGGGACCACUACAAGUCGUCGCCGCUCGGGUGGAGUGGCCGAUCGCAGCAACCUUCGCCUCCAUCUACAUUUGUAGAGAGGACGGGAGAGCGGAAAUCGAGGACAAACUGGACAAACUCAUCCCUCAGCUACCGGCACCGGUAGUCGUGCUCGGUGACUUCAACGCGCACAGCCCCCUGUGGGGCGGCAGCAACUUAGACCAACGCGGAAAGGCGAUUGAACAAAUUUUAGGCAAAUAUAAUUUAAUUACCCUCAACGACGGAAGGCACACGAGGGUCGACCCGCGGGACGGCCGUUCUUCGGCCAUUGAUCUAAGCGUCGUGUCGGACACGAUCGCACCCGAGCUGGUUUGGUCUGUGGACGUCGACACGAGGGAGAGCGAACACUACCCGCUCUUCGUACACAGCGUCGACCACACGCGAGCCAAGAGAACGCGAAGACCAAGAUGGCAGUACGAGAAGGCAGACUGGACAAAAUUCGCUGACGAGGUCAGCAGAUCGAACGCAGAGAACGCCGAACAGAUCGAAAAGGCGAUCGUCACAGCUGCCGAAGCCAGCAUUCCACAAACCUCGUCCAAGGUGGGGCGCAAAGCGGUCCAUUGGUGGAGCAAGGCAGUGGAAGAGGCUGUCAAGGACCGGCGGAAGAAGCUCCGUCGUCUUCGGAAGAUGGACGACAACCACCCGAACAAGGCCCAAGCACUGGUGGCUUUUAAAGAAGCCAGAAACGCAGCACGUAAGACCAUCGCGAAAGCUCGAACCGACAGCUGGACGAACUUCGUCACAGGCAUUUCCCCUAGCAGCAACACGACCGAGAUCUGGCGCCGAGUCAAUGCGUUCCGCAACGGUCCGAAGGUCAGCAUCCACCAGUUGGUGAUCGACGGAAAGUUGGUGGACGAACCGGAGGAGGUCGCCGAGACCCUGGCGGACUACUUCGCCAAGGUAUCCGCUGCCAAAGCCCCCACCUAUCAACGAGCAGUCCCAGAUCAACCGACGCCGACGUUCGAAGGAGGCGACGAAGAACAAUACAACCAGGACUUCGGCAUGGAGGAACUGGACUGGGCCAUCCGAAAGUCGAAAGGGCUGUCAGCCGGAGUAGACAACAUCGGAUACCCCAUGAUCCAGAACCUCCCACACAGUUCGAAGGCCCAACUGCUGGAGGUAUAUAACCGAACGUACCAAUCCCGAAAGCCGGAAAGGACUAUCAAACCGUCGGGAACCAGAGGCCGAUCACGCUCGUGA
Molecule: messenger RNA, 1677 nt
Organism: Culex pipiens pallens (northern house mosquito)
Lineage: Eukaryota; Metazoa; Arthropoda; Insecta; Diptera; Culicidae
Exons: 1
Coding region: 1-1677 (558 amino acids)
Molecular function (GO): catalytic activity
Source: RefSeq, a predicted model, not a curated record